This is a messenger RNA of Suillus plorans, 2064 nucleotides long. RefSeq lists its product as uncharacterized. Bases 1 to 2064 code for a protein of 687 amino acids. The transcript is spliced from 4 exons. The record is from RefSeq and is a predicted model, not a curated record. Lineage: Eukaryota; Fungi; Basidiomycota; Agaricomycetes; Boletales; Suillaceae.
AUGUCCAAUGCGCAUUCAGAACAGCCCUCCCCACUUCAACGAAUAGUGACUGAACUUUCAGUAUGGUGGAGGGUCAUUAGUAGGAAGAUGGACAGACAGGAACACACCUGGGUCACUAUUCACGACAGUGAACCGAGAGCAGGACCUGCUCCUCCACGGCCCGACAGUCGAACGGGCAAUAUGCUCUCCAGCAGAAUCCUUGAGGGCCAUGACUGGUCAAUCUCCUCCGACUACUGGGACAGCUCUCGCCCAUAUCGAGCCUGCAUCCCCGUCGACUUGGAAGCGCAUGAACGGUUCCCAGAAGGAAGAUGGCUGUCAGCUCCAUUCACAUUGGGCAGGGAUUGGGGUGCUCAAGAUACGUCGGGCUGGACAUUAACCCCUAUCGUGCGCAAGUCCAGAACCUCCCCCAAGCGCCCAGCUGGCCCUUUGCAGAAGAAGCGUGCGAAGUAUAUUGCAGUUCAGAAGAAAGGAGAAGAGGACAAAGGCCGUCGCAUCUCGAAAAAUGAGUACAAGAGGUUGACGGAAUGGUGUGUCGGGGUGCAUAAGCAGCUACCUGAAGGGGACAUUUUCUAUGCCUACGAGAAUGACGCAGAUGACGAGGAUGACGCAGCGCCCGCAGGAGUAAUCGUGUCGGCGAAGGACUUGGCUGCCCAUGAGGCCAAAACUUUGGCAGCCCUACCGAGAGAGGAGCCCUGGACAUGCCUGGACACCGAGGCCGCUCCAGCAGUAGUAGCGCAAGGUGUUAUGAUUGCAGAGCCUGAGACUUCCCUGGCAGCAGUGACACAAGGUGUUACGACUGCGGGCCAAGUCAAUGAUGAGCCGGCGCUAGUUACAGUAACAGCCCCAAUCGCCAAGGCCAUCGAGGUCCCCAUUACUCCUAAGCCAGUACCAGAUAAUGGUGCUGAAUCUCCUGUUUCAUCAGAGAAAGGAGAAGCUCUCUUCACACCCGACUCUCCUAUGGCCCCUUGGAUACCACAAGAUGAUAACUUCUCGUCAAUGCUUCCUUCGCCCCGGGCCGUUUCACAUCCUUCAUCUCCCCCGGACGCGAGGGUGGUUCUUCCAGCAUCAAUGAAUAGACCUAAGCAAAAAUCACCAAGGCUUUCCUCACCCCAGGCCAUGCCACGAUCCUCAUCUCCCCCUGUUUCGAGGGGAGUUCUCUCCAAGCCAACAGGUGGAUUGACGUUGCGGUUGAGGCAGGGAGGAGCCAGCAAUGCGCUUAUCAACCGCUGGGUCGUCCAUUUCAAGAGGGGACUCGCCGAGAUGCUGGCUUGUCUCCUACCGGCUUAUGAGCGCAGGACGAACCACCCCUACCAGGAGGAGGGUUACCGCUCUCGCUACGUUCAGGGCGAAUCAAAGUACGGUCGUAGACCUGCCCAUGAUUCUUUGCAUGGUCCCUCUUUGUCCUCCAUGCGUCCGCCAAUGGAUUCCACCUCUCAUCGGUCUUCCUUGGCAUCUGUACGCCCUCCUUCCCCUCGUCGCCAGGAACACUUGGCGUUCCCCAGCGAUCAUCCUUUUUUGAAGCGAAAGUUGUCCUCGCAACUUGAAUCUUCAGGGCGCACUGGAGAGAAUAAGAGGUUCUGCCCGGAAGACAGAGAAGCGCAGCGACCAAUGCUGAGUGAACGCAUCAUGGAUGAUUUCAGCAUGGGUCCGCCUUCCUCUUCAUUGCGCUCCUUAACAGACAGGAUCCGCACUGUCCCAAACUUGAGGGCCCCACCUGCAGAGCAGAAGAAGAAGCAGAUCCGGAACCCCCAUGCAGAGCAGGUUCCAACCCUUAUGCUCAGACCACCAAUGUCCCAAGUGCUUCUGCAGCCCCAGGAACUAGUGUCGGCAGGUGAUGGAAUACGGCUCAUAACACAGGCCUACCAGGCUAAUGAGCUACGUAUCAAUGGUCCUCAGGUCUUUAUGCAGGGCAUCACCUUUCUUGCAGCACCAGUACAUCGCUCUGGAUGUUUGAUUACAAUGUUCCGGUCUGCCAUCUGUGUAGCGUAUGACCUCUCGGCUAACCCAAACACAUCCCCAGUGGACUCCAUUCUGACUCUCCUCAGAUGCGGGGUGCCAUUCUGA